Pseudogymnoascus destructans is the source of this 1501-nucleotide messenger RNA. RefSeq names its product dolichyl-phosphate beta-glucosyltransferase (gene ALG5). NCBI's taxonomy places the organism in Eukaryota, Fungi, Ascomycota, Leotiomycetes, Thelebolales, Thelebolaceae. The record is from RefSeq and is a predicted model, not a curated record. Gene Ontology annotation, cellular component: endoplasmic reticulum membrane. Bases 193 to 1407 code for a protein of 404 amino acids. The transcript is spliced from 2 exons.
CUCCCCAAACACCCCAUCUCCAUCUCCACCUCCACCUCACCACCUCCCUCCCUCCCAUCUCCCACGGAUGGAGAAGCUUCGCGCGACGCCUUCCCACCAUUUGCCCCAUCCCCGGCAGCCCGCAGGCGUCGAACGACUGCGCAAUUGCCCGCUGAACUAGGCGUUGUUACAUACGAGGUCUCAUAAUCAGCUAUGGCAGCUGCUGUGAUGGAUGGAGCGGUGCAGAUUUCCGCUGAGGCGUGGGAGGUUAUGAGACAUGCUCCGGCGUGGAUUUUGGUACUGUCUGCUAUAUCAAUACUACUAUUCGCCUUCAUAUCCCUCUAUCUAACACUCCACCUCAUCGCCCCCCUCCCGCGGCACCCCCACCCCUCAGAAAAAACAUACAUCACCACCCUCCCCUCCGGCGGCGUCACCCCCCCCCAGCCCCUCGCCUGCUGGCACGACGACUGGCUCUCCCACCACGCCUCCCACGCCGCCGGGUCCUCCAAGGACACGGGACACAUCGAGCCCGCCACCCUCGCAAUGAGCGUCGUCAUCCCGGCCUACAACGAGGAAGCGCGGUUGGAAAUUAUGCUCAAGGAAGCUGUCUCCUAUUUGGACGCUACGUACGGUCGCACCUCCUCCCCUUCCCCCUCCACCAAAUCGUCGAAAUCGAAAUCCUCCUCUUCCCAAAGCGAACCGCAGGGCUACGAAAUCCUCCUCAUAAACGACGGCUCAACAGACAGCACCGUCUCCACCGCCCUCCGCUUCUCCCACGCCCACUCCCUCCACAGCACCCUGCGUAUCAUCUCCCUGCACCGCAACCGCGGCAAAGGCGGCGCCGUCACCCACGGCCUGCGUCACGUCCGUGGCACCCACGCCGUCUUCGCCGAUGCCGACGGGGCGUCACGGUUCCGCGAUCUGGGGGCGCUGGUCGCUGGUGCGGAGCUCGUCAAGGAUGGCGGGGGGAGAGCGGUGGCUGUUGGUAGCCGCGCGCAUUUGGUGGGGAGCGAGGCGGUGGUGAAGAGGUCGCUUGUUAGGAAUGCUUUGAUGCAUUCUUUUCAUCUUCUUUUGAGACUCCUUACUCCACCUGCUACCUCCCGCAUCCGCGACACGCAGUGUGGAUUCAAACUCUUCACCCGCGCGGCGCUCCCGCAUAUAAUACCGUAUAUGCAUGCGGAGGGGUGGAUCUUCGAUGUCGAGAUGUUGAUGCUUGCGGAGAGUGCACCUGUAUCUGUGCCAGAGGAAAAGCACGAGGGAGGCAAGAUAGGAGGUGCGGUGAGGGGCGUCAGAGUCGCGGAGGUCCCGAUUGCAUGGCAGGAGGUGGGGGGGAGUAAGUUGAAUGUGCUGUGGGAUAGUAUAGGUAUGGCCUUCGGGCUCGCCGUUCUGCGAGCUAGUUGGGCGCUGGGGGUAUACCGGCGGCGGUGAAGUUGUUACAGGACAGUGCCCUCCUUAUUACGCGUGUAUAUAUAAGAGUUACAAGUUAUAUAGAAAAGAGAACAGGCAGGUCACAUACAGUACA